This is a messenger RNA of Lasiosphaeria miniovina, 6749 nucleotides long. RefSeq names its product adenylate cyclase-like protein. Gene Ontology annotation, biological process: intracellular signal transduction; cAMP biosynthetic process. The record is from RefSeq and is a predicted model, not a curated record. The coding region runs from base 149 to 6712 and encodes 2187 amino acids. The transcript is spliced from 4 exons. Gene Ontology annotation, molecular function: magnesium ion binding; adenylate cyclase activity; protein binding. Lineage: Eukaryota; Fungi; Ascomycota; Sordariomycetes; Sordariales; Lasiosphaeriaceae.
CAACAACAUUACCUCAGGCAAUGACCUGAAAAACCCACCCGGCGGCUCUCCCUACCGUGGAAUGGCCGUGGACCCCUAGGCAGCCCCUUGGCUUAGGUUCUUUGUUCCCGCUUUCGGCUCCAGCGUUGGUGCUGCUGCGGUGGUGACAAUGACCAGGAAUGAAGCUGGCUCCCGCUUCAGCUCCAUGACGGGCUCCAGCACCGACAGCGCGCGAUCUAGCAUCACGGUGAAGCCGCUGCCCCUGACGCCAACCAGCCCAUCCUCCGCCGUCGGCCCUGGCGGUGACAGCAAUGCCUCUCGAUUUACCUCGCACGGCGCGCGAAGAGCCGCGCCGUCGCGCCUGAAGACGGACGAGAAUGGCAAUCUCAUAAGAUCCCUCAAAGAAUCCGAGUCCCAGGUAUCGCCAACCUCGACUGGCGCGCCGCGCCUCGCUCUGUCGCCCUCGCCGGCCGCCUCCAAUGCGUCGUCCUUGCGCGAGCACAGAAUGAGCGACCUGACAGGCUACCGCCGCGACCUGGCCAUCCUCGACCCGGGCGGCGGCCGAAAUCCCCACAAUGGCAGCCAGCAUAGUAACCCGGCCACGGGCUCCCUCAGCCAGAUCGCGCCCUGGAUGGCGAGCUCCGGCGGCUCGUCGACCCCGUCCAGCAUGGGCGCCAUCGCUACCAGCUUCUACAACGACUCGACCGACAAUCUGUCGGUCACGUCCCAGCUAUCCCCCGCCAUUCGCCCCGCAACGACGCGCCCGUCGCAGACUACCUCUGGUAGCAUCGAUUCGCCCGACUUUGCCUACUUCACCGAUGAACGACGCCCGUCGAUUGCGAGCGUCACGACCACGGCGAGCAGCCAGGGAUCCAGGACUAGUGGCACGCGCGGCGGCUUCAGGAAGCUUCAGGGCUUUUUUGGCGAAGAGUUCCCCGGAAGAGACUCGUCCGAGACUAGUCUCACACAACCGGGCCCAGGGAAGGAGCACCGCUCCCACUCCUACAGUCACGGCCGCACACACCGCGAUCGCAACUACUCCAAUGCUACUGACCAUGCUAGAGACGCCUCCCCGUCCUCGCGCCCACGGACACCAGUACCGGCUCCGGAAGUCGUGCCCUUUUUGUACCAGGAAGCCGAUGAUAUCGCGCGAUAUGGCGAAGCGCCUGUCAGAGAUAUCCUCAGUGGUCCCGACCGUGAUCGCUACAUGACCGAUAACUCUUUGCAGAACCCCCCAAAGACAUCGUCCUCCUCACGGUCAGGGCACUCUAUUGUCCACCUGCCUGGUCAUUCCCACAGGCAUAACAAGAGCAACGAAGACCCGAGGGCACUGAGGCCAUCCGUCAGCCGGGAGGAUUCCACUACCAGCCUCAUUAAAGAGCGCAACGGGUCGACUGCCAUGUAUGGCUCCCGGUCUCGGGCCCAGAGCCCGGCUCCCAGUGUCAAUGGCUGGGGCGGCGCCAAAAACGGGACGGCCGAGGGGCAAACAUCGCCUGGGCAUCACAAGAAGGGCCUCCUUAAUCGCUGGCGUGGGAGGGGCAACAAGGACAAGGACGACAGUUCAGACCAGUCUCUAAAGAAGCUCACCCCGUCCUCUCACUCUCUUCAGUCUCGUCCGUCUAGACAAGAAUUCCCUCGGGUCGAAGGACUAGCAGCCCAGCCCGAGUGGCCAACCGCAAGCGCGGCAGAGUUUCGUGACGCUUAUAGCCUCGGUGCCAGACCAAAGAUUCCACACCAAGUCACCUUCAACAAGUUGCCAUUUGCAAAGAAGAGCCGCUCCAACAGGCAACACGACGACAUCGACGAGCAGAUUGGCCCGACAGACAGGCAUGAUGGCGGUACUAUGUUCCAUCUCGACACAAACCUCAGCGACAUGACGGGAAUUCUCAGCAGGCCGUUGCCGCUGACCCCCAUGGACGCCGACUUCCUCAACCAUGUCGAACCCGAGAAGGCUGUUCCUUCGAAACCUAGCGGUCCGCAGAUUGCAGAGCCCAGUGUAGCCGGUCCGGGCCAAGUAGCCCCCCCAGGGGCAACAGGUCCGAACGGUGCAUGGUAUGCCCCAGACAGCUGGGCAGUUCGGCGAGGAGACGAAGUCUCGACCCAUGUACCCGAGGCCGACGACAUAGGGAGCCCGCCCAGGCCGGAGGAGAAGUUAACCAACUACUGUAUCCGCGUGUUUAGGUCGGAUGGCACAUUCGCGACGCUACAGAUGGCGCUGGAUUCGUCCGUCCAAGAUGUCGUCACCCAGAUCGUGAAGAAAUCGUACGUGACGGACGGCCUCGACAAUUACCACAUCAUUCUCAAGAAGCACGAUCUGGUCAGGGUCCUGAGCGCCGCCGAGCGGCCGCUCCUGAUGCAGAAGCGGCUGCUCCAGCAGAUUGGCUACGAGGACCGAGACAGGAUAGAAGAGAUUGGGCGCGAGGACAAUAGCUACCUUUGUCGCUUCCUGUUUCUCUCGGCUAGGGAGAGUGAUUUCCACGCCACGAAGCACGACCUGGGCUUGGGACGCAUGACCAAGUUCAACCACGUUGACUUAUCGGGGCGCAAUCUAAUCACGAUCCCGGUUCCUCUUUACUCCAAGGCCUCAGAGAUCAUCUCACUCAACUUGUCGAGAAAUCUGUCUUUAGACUUACCCCGGGAUUUCAUCCAAUCUUGCCAGAACCUGCGCGACAUCAAAUUCAAUAACAACGAGGCCCGGAAGCUGCCCAUGAGCCUCAGCCGCGCAAGUAAGCUCACAUAUCUAGACGUGUCAAACAAUCGGCUUGAACAGCUGGAGAAUGCCGAGCUGGGCAGUCUCACCGGCCUUCUCAAGCUAAACCUGGCCAACAACCGUCUCAACCACCUGCCACCUUAUUUUGGCGCCUACCGAUCGCUGAGGACACUCAACAUUUCGUCUAAUUUCCUCGAUAAAUUCCCCGCAUUUCUCUGCGAGCUCGAAAGUCUUGUUGACCUGGACCUGAGCUUUAACCUGAUUGGAAGCUUCCCCGAAAGCAUUGGGAAGCUACGAAGUCUGGAGAAGUUUGUCAUCACCAAUAACCGGUUGUCUGGCUCUCUUCCUCAGUCCGUCAAGAACCUGUCCAGCCUUCGCGAGCUGGACAUCAAGUUCAACGCCAUAACAGGUAUUGACAUCAUCUCGGAGCUUCCAAAGCUCGAAAUCCUGGCUGCCGACCACAAUGCAAUCUCUCAGUUCAACGGUACCUUUGAGCGGAUCCGGAGCCUCAAGCUGAACUCCAACCCGAUUACCAAGUUUGAAAUCAAAUCCUCGGUUCCGACGCUUAAGGUGCUCAACCUGUCCAACGCCCAACUGGCGAGUAUAGAUGAGUCCUUUAACAACAUGCUAAGUCUGGAGCGGCUGGUCCUCGACAAGAACUAUUUCGUGUCUCUGCCCAACCAAAUAGGCAAUCUCAAGAGACUGGAGCACCUCAGCAUCUCCAGCAACUCGGUCCGUGAGCUUCCUCCGGAGAUUGGCUGCCUGACCGAGCUCCGUGUUCUGGAUGUCCGCGGGAACAAUCUCCGGAAGCUUCCAAUGGAAAUUUGGUGGGCAAAGAAGCUCGAGACGCUCAAUGCCUCGUCAAACGUCCUAGAAAACUUCCCAAAGCCCGCCUCUCGUCCGCCGCAGCAGCCCGCAGAGACAAACAACUCAUCAAGCUCGCUGAACGGCAAGAGCGGCUCGUUAGGGCUUCUUUCGCAAACGCCGAGCGCGGAAGAGCUCAAUGGGGACUCGUCUAGACGGCCGAGUCAGGCUUCUAGUACUCUCCUCAGCGUUGGGCCUUCGCCCGUACCGGCCGGACCUGACAGGAAGAGCUCUUUGGUCUCCGUGUACGGGAAGGGCGGCCGUAAGACGUCUGUCAUAUCGAGGAGCACGACGGCCAGUAGCGCCGGCAUGAUGACGCCGACAAAUUCCUCUAGGAAGGAUUCAGGCCUCUCCCAGCGCCUGACUAGUAUGUUUGCAGGCUCCCUCCGCAAUCUCUACCUUGCAGACAACCAGCUCGACGACGACGUUUUUGACCAACUCAUCCUUCUCCCCGAGCUCCGAGUCCUAAAUCUCUCGUAUAAUGAUAUCAAUGACAUGCCGCAGGGUUCUAUCAAGAAUUGGCCUCAACUUGUGGAGCUGUACCUCUCUGGCAACGAACUGACCAGCUUGCCGGUUGACGACCUCGAAGAAUACAGUCUUCUGCAGACGCUUCACAUCAAUAACAACAAGUUCACCAAUCUCCCUGCCGACAUCUCAAGGGCUAAGAAACUCGCAGUGCUGGACUGUGGAAGCAACUAUCUCAAAUACAACAUUGCUAACGUGCCCUAUGAUUGGAACUGGAAUCUCAACCCCAAUCUGAGGUACCUCAACCUAUCAGGGAACAGGCGAUUGGAAAUAAAAAAUGGAUUUCCUGGCUCAGUUGCGCAGAACCGGGAGCAAUAUACCGACUUCAAUCGCCUGCUCAACCUCCGCGUCCUAGGCCUGAUGGACGUAACCCUCACACAACCCAGCAUCCCCGACCAAAGCGAAGACCGCCGUGUCAGAACGUCUGGCUCGCUGGCCGGCCACCUACCGUACGGCAUGGCUGACACGCUUGGCAAGAAUGAGCAUCUCUCGACGAUAGAUCUUGUGGUGCCUCGUUUCAACUCAUCUGACACGGAAACUCUCCUUGGUCUAUUUGAUGGACAGGCGCUGAGCAGUGGUGGCUCUAAGAUUGCCAAAUACCUGCACGAGAACUUUGGUCACAUCUUCACCAUGGAGCUCAAGGCCCUAAAGACGCGUCUCGAAGAAACUCCCGAGGAUGCUCUGAGACGGGCUUUCUUGGCGCUCAACAAGGACCUUGUCACGGUUGCAAUCCAGCAUACAGAAGAGAGACCGCUGAUGUCGCAUCGCGGUUCGACGGCCCCCGUCGUCCUUAGCAAGGAAGACCUCAACUCGGGCGGUGUCGCUACCGUUGUGUAUCUUCAGAGCCAAGAGCUGUACGUCGCCAAUGUGGGCGACGCUCAGGCUAUGCUCAUCCAGACGGACGGCACCCACAGGAUGCUGACCAAGAAGCACGAUCCUGCAGACCCCCAUGAACGCUCGCGCAUUCGAGAUGCCGGCGGAUGGGUCUCGCGCAAUGGGCGGCUGAACGAUCUGCUCGAGGUGUCUAGGGCUUUUGGCUACGUGGACCUGAUGCCUGCCGUGCAGGCUGCCCCACACAUCACGCAUGCCACGAUCCGAGAACAAGAUGAAAUGAUCUUGAUUGCGACCCGUGACCUGUGGGAGUUUCUACCGCCAGGGCUCGUCGUUGACAUUAUCCGAUCGGUGCGUGGGGACCUGAUGCGUGCGGCCCAAAAACUCCGGGAUGUUGCAAUGGCGUACGGCUCAACAAACAAGAUCAUGGUCAUGAUGAUCAGCGUUGCCGACCUUAAGCGCCGGAACGAGCGUUCACGAAUGAACAGAGGGCAGAGCAUGUCGUGGUUCUCGAUGCCCGUGGAAGAGCCAUUUAAACAGCGCAGGAGAGUGAAAGGAGAAGGCCCGCUCGACUCAACCCUCCAGCGCCUCGAGGCCGAGGUGCCCGCACCGACUGGCUUGAUCUCAAUCGUCUUCACGGACAUCAAGAACUCAACACAGCUCUGGGAGACAUACCCCGACGCGAUGAGGUCGGCUAUCAAGCUACACAACGAGAUCAUGCGCCGCCACCUCAGGCGCAUUGGCGGGUUCGAAGUCAAGACGGAAGGAGACGCAUUCAUGGUCUCUUUCCCUACAGCGACUUCAGCGCUGCUGUGGUGCUUUGCUGUCCAGGUGCAGCUGCUGACAAUACCCUGGCCAAACGAGAUGCUCAACUCGGUCAGCUGCCAGCCGACCUUUGAUAGGGAUAAUAAGCUCAUCUUUAGGGGUUUGUCGGUGCGAAUGGGCAUCCACUGGGGUGAGCCCCUGGCCGAGCCCGAUCCGGUCACUCGGCGCAUGGACUACUACGGCCCUAUGGUGAACAAGGCCAGCCGCAUCUGUGCCGUGGCUGAUGGCGGCCAAAUCGCUGUAUCGUCGGAUUUCAUCUCGGAGAUCCAGCGCUGCCUCGAGACUUAUCAGGAAUCCUCGGCAACGCCCGAGGACGCAGUCGAUGACGACAAUUUUGCCAAGGCCAUCCGGAAUGAGCUCCGGUCCCUCAGCAGCCAGGGUUUCGAAGUGAAAGACAUGGGAGAGAAGAAGCUCAAAGGCCUCGAAAACCCCGAAUUCGUCUACUCGCUGUAUCCCCAUGUCCUCGCAGGCAGGAUUGACCAGCACACUGCGCAUGAGAGGGCACAGGCAGUAGGCGUUUUUGUUGUUCAGAAACCAGCAGUACUAAGCCCCGGCAGCGAGCUGUCACUUAGCCCAGAGGACAUAUGGGCACUCUGGCGGGUAGCGCUGCGCCUAGAGAUGCUGUGCAGUACGCUCGAGGAGUUUAGCGGCCGAGGGUUGCAGCCGCCAGAAACAGAACUCCUGGAGCGCAUGAAACAGAGAGGCGGAGAGGUGACAGAACGGUUCCUGGUUAACUUUAUGGAGCACCAAGUUAGCCGGAUUGAGACCUGCAUCUCUACCCUCGCAAUGCGCCAUUUAGCCAUUGGCGGCGGCGCCAUCUCGCAGCUCAGCGACCUACGAGCUCCCAUGACUUCUGUUCUCUCGAGCGUCGCCGCUCAGCUCGCCGAACUCCAGCAGUACAAGGCCCGCUAUGGCCCGCUCCGAGAAGUCGAGGAGAUUGAAGAUGGGACUGAUGGUAGCGACACGGAGCAGGAAUGAUUCAUUUUUCUUUCUAUUUUCUUUUCGAAUUUCGUUC